AUGACCAGUGCAGUAAAAAGAUCAUAUCCGUUCGGUUCUAGGCCAACGUCUUUAGUGGAAGAAACUGAUCAGUUCAAAGUUCCUCAGGCACCUCUACAUAAAAAAAUGUCAAUGUCUCAUAGCAUUAAUAUUUCUGUCGACGGUGCCGCUCUAAAUAUGAAAUUAUCAAAAACGAUUACGACAACAAUGCAAGACAAUGAUACCACUAAUAACGUCGGUUUUAUGUCCAUUUCAAAUUGUAACAAUCUUGUUGCGACUGAUUAUAAUGAAAAGAGUCCUUUAUUAAGUCCUUUACCAAGUCCUCCUUCCGCAAAAGGACGUAAUAGAAAAAAUUUACAGGUGGUGGUUCCACCUGUUCGUUCCUCUAUAUCUGCCCCUAGUUCACCUCAAUUACCACCGAAUGUUAUUCAAAAUAGGCGUCCAUCAACCCCUAUAUGCGUUUAUCAAACAAAAGGUCCUAUAGCAGAUCCUAGGAUACUAAUAUCUAAGACUGAAAAUGCAAUCGGUGAAGAUCUGCCCUACAAAGAUGAACCAAUACAAAUAAUGCAAAAUUUAUAUCUUGGUUCUGAAAUUAAUGCUGCGAAUAGAUCAAUGCUUGAUAGACUCGGCAUUGAAUUCAUUUUGAACGUUGCUAAGGAAGUUGAUAAUCCCUAUUUUGAGGAUUAUCCUUAUUCUCCUAGCUCUGAUUGUUCGAAUGAUAGUUUUCAUUCUGCUAUACAAACUCCUUUAUUAGAUUCUCCAAUGGUUAUUUCCUCCCCAAUGGGUGUUUAUCGUUCAAGUUCUCUUAAACGAUCUUCAAUGCCUUCUCGUUCAAAUUCAAUACCUGCUCAAUCUAUUUUCGGCAAUGUUUCUUUAUCAGGUAUCCCUCUUACGGUUCCCGCAACAGAUGAUUUUGGUCCUUUAAAGUAUAAAAAAUUCUUUUGGACGCAUAAUCAAGAAAAUCUUAUUUCUGAUUUUGCUUCCGCUUUCGCUUUUAUCGAUGAGGCUCGAUCGACUGGUAGAAAUAUUCUUGUCCAUUGUCAAUGCGGUGUUUCUAGAUCCGCGUCUCUGAUCAUUGGCUAUGUGAUGAACGCAAAUCGGAUGACGCUUAAUCAAGCUUACGAGUUCGUCAAGGAUAGGAGUCCUUAUAUAUGUCCUAAUAUGAGUCUUGUAUAUCAAUUGGUAGAUUUUGAAAAGACUUUGAAAUUAGGAAAAAACAAUGAUGUUCAUAAUCCUUUAUCUGAUAAUACGAUCAAGACUAAAUCAGAAAAUACAAAAUCUAGAUCACAUUCACGUAGUUCUAGUAUAGAGAGUGAUCUUUUAUUAAAAACUCACAAACGUAGUAAUAGCAUUCCAAGGAACACUACUGGCUCUAUUUCUAUAUACGAUAAUAUUCCAAAGACUCCUACUGUUAUUUCUGAAAGUUCACUUAUCGCACAGACUACUCAGUCUACCGUAAAAGGUGUUACUGGAAGGUUUCAUGUUAUCACAGCUUCUGUAACACCUACUUCUCCAAUUGCCUUAUCACCGACGUCAUCGUUAUCGCCCACAAGUACGGUAUCACCUACAACUCCAUCGAGCGAACCAUCACCGACUAGUCAAAGACGUUCUUCAAAGCCAAGGGAUAGCAACUCAUCAUUAGGUUCAUCCGAAAAGACUCGGUCAAUGUAUUCUAUGGAUUUCUCACCAUUAUCUCCAAAAAAAUUAAUAAAUCCUCCAAUGACUCCCUCGUUCAUUUCUUCAAGUUCCCUAACCCAUACAAUUGAAAAUUUUGGUUCCCAAUCAAAUUUCUUAUUACCUGAAACAACUCCACGAAUAAUAGGUCGCCGCCAUUCAAAUGUUAUUAGCAGUUAUAGUAGCCUAAAUGGAAUCACUUCUAGUUUAUAUGCUCGAUCUUCAUCAGAUAAUAUAUUUUCUCCAACAAGAAUAUCGCCACCGAUCACUCCGAUGGCGAUUCCAAAUAUAAGUGAUCUGUUGUUUCGUAAUGAUCAGUA
Messenger RNA from Racocetra persica, 1973 nucleotides. Lineage: Eukaryota; Fungi; Glomeromycota; Glomeromycetes; Diversisporales; Gigasporaceae. The record is from the annotation of a GenBank genome assembly.